Messenger RNA from Osmerus eperlanus (European smelt), 898 nucleotides. RefSeq names its product myeloid-associated differentiation marker-like protein 2. NCBI's taxonomy places the organism in Eukaryota, Metazoa, Chordata, Actinopteri, Osmeriformes, Osmeridae. The coding region runs from base 7 to 897 and encodes 296 amino acids. Gene Ontology annotation, cellular component: membrane. The transcript has a single exon. The record is from RefSeq and is a predicted model, not a curated record.
AGCUCGAUGAGGAUGGAUCGUCUAAAAGAUACUCUCUCCAAGGCUGUCUUUACCCCCUCUUCUCUGAUGUCUUCCAGGGGGGGCCUGCACAUGUCUCAGAUCGUGCUGUGUCUGGUCACCUUCAUCCUGGCCGCCAUCCAGGGAGAGACCCAGCACACCUACUGGAACUACGCCCUGUUCGUUUGGGCCUUCUGUCCCCUCUUGACCCUUUUCGUCACCAUCAUCGAGAUGUUCGCCCUCAAUAUCCUGCUGGAUUUCUGCAUGGACUGGGAUGACUUCACCACGGGCGUGGCGAUGUCCUCCGCUCUCAUGACCCUGUCCAUCUUCAUCAUCUACGCCAACUUCUACGCCUGCCGUGUUUGUUUCUAUUCCUGGGUGGUCAGCGGCUUCGCCCUCCUCUGCGGCGUGUUGUACGCCCUCGAGGUGAUCAAGGAUAAGUUCCUGGACGGGAAGACAGGCAGAUACCUGGCAGCUUUGCCCGGAUUCUGGAAGGUGCUGGAAGCUUUUGUCAGCUGUAUUAUUUUUGUCUCUUUCACAGGCUACGAUGGAAAACUGACCCUGAUCCUGUGCCUCAUAGCUUACAUCAUUCCCUUCCUCAUCAUUCCUUUAAUCAUUGCUACAAACAUCCUAAAAUCCCUCAAGAACUGUUUGCCGUUUAACAUAGACCGCUUCACUUUUAUAUUCUUAAUCAUAUCUGUGGUGCUUUAUUGCUGCACUGCACUUGCCUAUCCAAUCUACAUCUUCCGGAACAAUCCUCGACCCAGUGACUGUCCAGGCAGCUUCUGCAUAUGGGCCAUUCAGUUUAUUGUGGCCUUUAUGACAUAUGUUAACCUGAUUUUUUUCAUAAUAGACCUGGUUUUUACCCUGCUAGGAAUAUGUGGUUUUAAACGAACAUAGU